UUUCCAUGGUGCUGGUGUGUUUUGUUCGCAGCCCGGUAGUCCUCAGCAGAAACCUAAGCGUUUAAGGGUGCUGGCCGACGUGUCGGGGAGCAUGUACCGCUUCAACGGCGUGGACGGAAGGCUGGAGCGCUCCAUGGAGGCCGUGUGUAUGGUGAUGGAGGCUCUGGAGAACUACGAGCACAAGUUCAAGUAUGACAUAAUGGGCCACUCAGGAGACGGCUUCGACAUCGAGUUGGUCAAAGCAGACAGCAUCCCCAAGAACAACAAGGAGAGACUAAAAGUCCUCAAGACCAUGCACGCCCACGCCCAGUUCUGUAUGAGUGGCGACUACACCCUUGAGGGCACCGAUGCCAGCAUCAAGGAGCUGGCACAAGAGGAGGCGGAUGAGCACUUUGUGGUGGUGCUGAGUGAUGCCAACGUGGAACGCUAUGGCAUCCGGCCGGAGUGCUUCGCUCAGGUCCUGACCUCUGACCCUCAGGUCCAUGCAUUCGCCAUCUUCAUCGGUUCCCUUGGUGAUCAGGCUGAAAGACUCCAAAAGACCCUCCCAGCAGGAAGAUCCUUUGUUGCCAUGGACACCAAGCAGAUUCCCCAAAUCCUGCAGCAAAUCUUCACGUCUACCGUGCUGUCCAGUGUCUGAGGCACACGUGCACACUGUGCACGCACAAACUGAGGACCAGUUCUGUGCAGAGUCACUUUACUUCACAUGGAUCAGGACUUCAGAUCACUAAGAGAAUGUCUGUGAAGUCACAGAGGCCUUUAGGUCAGUUGUGUGUGUGUGUGUGUGUGUGUGUGUGUGUGUGUGUGUGUGUGUGUGUGUGUGUGUGUGUGUGUGUGUGUGUGUGUGUGUGUGUGUGUGUGUGUGUGUCAUAUUCACAUAAUGUGUGAAAUAAUGAAACAUGUCCUGUCCCGUUCUUCAUGAAGGUCACUCCGCCCGCUUUGAGGCUGCACCUCACUGUGUACCGUUAGUGUUUCAUUAACGUUAUACCGGCGGUCAUUUUCCAGGACAAACAGCUGGAACACUGAUGUAAACACAUCACUGUCACACAGGAGAAAAUUAUACAGCUGCUCGUGAUGAUGACAGUCCUGGUCUCUUUUUUAUGACCGCGCCUGAACGCAGCAUAGUGAAGCUCGUUCAGGUUGUCCCGCGUGCACACACUCUUAGCGUUAGCGUGUACAUUCUUGUUAAUUUAUCUGUUAAGUCCAUUAAACAAUGUACGAAAUGUUAAUAAAUCAUCUUAAGAUCGUUCCUGUCAUCAGGUCUGUUAUUAUUGAGAAGAAUAAAUCAUAAAAUUACUCU
This is a messenger RNA of Thalassophryne amazonica, 1297 nucleotides long. It is a transcript of the gene vwa8, whose product is annotated as von Willebrand factor A domain containing 8. The transcript has 4 exons. Bases 92 to 637 code for a protein of 181 amino acids. NCBI's taxonomy places the organism in Eukaryota, Metazoa, Chordata, Actinopteri, Batrachoidiformes, Batrachoididae. Gene Ontology annotation, cellular component: cytoplasm. The record is from RefSeq and is a predicted model, not a curated record.